CGGGGUAUGCCCAUGCCUCAAAUACUUGAUAGUUGAUUGCGCUAUGAAUCAAGAAUGCAACAACAAGCUGACAAACUCAUAAUCGUCAGAUACGAGACAGCAUCAGUGGAAAAGACAAGGAUGAACAGUACGAGCGACAAGGUUCAGACCCGAGACAAGGCGGAAUUUCUGCAAAUAAAAGGGUAAUUGCCAAAGGCCCCUCCUUCACUUUCUUGCUAUCGCACUGCUGGCUGCCCUUCUACUCGACUUGCUUGAAAGAAACCGACAAGUUCCAUCUGGUCAAAAAAGGGUUUUAGAAAAUCCCCCAUUUUAAAUGGCUGCUCACGCGUCCCAAAAGACCCGAAUUAAAAGGCCACUUGUGCUAGGCCGGCAGCUGUUUCCAUUUCUCGCUUUCCACUUUCAAAAGAUCUUACAAAAAAACAAUAAACUAUUAGGAUAACUAGAGUAGCUCUCAGCCGGCAUUGGACAUUUACUCCUACGGUAGUCUCAGUGUGUAUUCCCAACGCUUAACGGUCUCUGCAGCCGCAAGGUUGUUGCCGCUUCAUUGAACACCCUAUUCCCGGGACCUCGAUUGUGACCGCAAAUGCCCGAUAAACAAAUAACGGCAUUCAUAGCAGACAUUCUACGCUUUGGUCUAGAGCGACUUUCGCUAGUGCCUGCAGACAAGAGGUCCUUUGAGGUUCAGGAUGCCAUUGCCGCACAGGAACUAGCGGUGGAUGUUCUCUCCAGCAUUGGUGCCGUUGAUUCCACGCCACCCUCGACAUCGGUGAUUGAAGAAAUUGAAACGGUCCCAGCUGUCGAGGACGGAAUCACCGCCGAUCAGAAUGUUCCUACUGAAAGACCAUCAAUAGAGGAAUCAGACAUAUCGGAAAACCAGCAUUGGAAUCGAGCUGUAGUCCUGGCAAGGUCUAUUGGAAUGGGUGGCUCGCCGCGGAAAGAAAACAAGCCCGAUAAGCAGAAUCUGAAUGCAAUCGCUUCGCAUCUACCCCAUGAGCUUCUCUUGCAUAUAUUUGAAUGGGUUGAUGAACUGCCGACGCUAUAUUCAUGCAGUUUGGUGAGCCGGUACUGGAACCCUGUUGCACAAGAAGUGUUAUGGCGUGAGGUCCUCCUUGACAAUGCCCCAAGACUACGACGAUUUGUUCGUGGCGUAGCCUUCAGUGCUACACCGCGGGUGGCUCGCCGCUCAGCGAGGACUCGUGCGGGACUGGUGCCAAAAAAUUUCGGUGAAGUCCCAAAGGCAUUUGAAGAACUGGGCGAGUUGAUCAAACCUGGGUUGAUGAAUAUUGCCAAUGGGGCGAGUAGGCGAUUUGGGGUUGGAUCAAAGCCUACUACAUUGACACCAUCGGAAGGAGAGACACACCCUGCAAUGCUCAAAGUCAUCGCGGAACGACCGCCUCUGGUCAUAAAUAAACCGCCAGUAGGGCGGUUAUGUGGACUGGGGAGCAUGGUCAAGAAGCUGGUAGUGUCGAGCAGCGAACAAAAGGUAAUCCUUCUGCAGCAUGUGAGCAACUUACUGAACAAUCUGCAAAGCCUACAAUUUCAACACCUAAAUAUUGAAGGCUCGGGCCCGUCAUUAGACGCAAGGAUCCUGAAUUCCCUUGAAACCCUCAUCGACCGUGUUUGCUCUCUCACGAUUGAAGAUGUGGACUCCCCAUGCUGGCCAGAUCUUUGUCGCAUCCUACGAGAACACGGAGGGCGGCUACGUAACCUGAAUAUUGAGGCGGUUUCGGAGAUUGACGCUUUCGAAAGCAGUUCGGAUCUAUCGGAUGUAUUUCCAAGCAUGCCUGGAUUGGAGUUUGUCCGGUUAGAUGGGAUCCCUGUUGGACCGAAUGCCAGUAUCGAGAGAUUGGUCUCUAGCUGUGGAUGUUUACAAGCUGUUACUUUGGAUUAUUGUUUGGAUGUCACGAUGGAUAUUCUUAUGGUCCUCUGGAAUGGCUGUCCGCAGCUAAAUUUCCUCGGACUGGCAGGCGUGGUGGGACCGUUGAGUUCACCUUUGCAGUUGGAACAGCGUCCGUCAUUGAAAACGUUGCGGUUGGUUGAUUGCGAUGUUUCAGACGAGAUGUUUGAAGAGAUGGCUUUGAAAGCGACGGGAUUGGAAAUGCUUCGCCUUGUGUUUGAGGAUGAUGGAUGUGAAGGCAUUGUGACCGUGUCCAAUGAGCUCACGGAUCGAACCCUUGACGCGCUCUCGACACACAGCACAACACUCCGCAUCGUUGCAUUAACCCGAUGUCCCAACAUGACUGCCAAAGCUCUCUCUCGUGUAAUCCGAAAUAACCCAGUCAGCACUCUAGACCUACACAAGCAUCCAGAUUGCUCAAUUGGCGGAGUUGACGAUAAGUUUUUGAGGGAGCUUGGAACCUCGGUGAAAAAGGUCCGUGUACUUAACCUUUAUGGACAACUCGACCUGACCGAGCAAUGUAUCGUGGAAGUCGCGAGGAAUGGGGCUUGGACAGGGUUAAGAAGUUUAUCAUUAAAUAACUUGACGGUGGGUCCAAGUGUAUUGGACACUCUCCGCGUGGGAUGUCCAGCAUUGGAAGUGUUGAGUUUGGUUGAUUGCCCAAAGAUUGCAGCGGAGGCGAUAAGAGGGUUUGUAGAGGGUGUCUCCGUUGCUCAUAUGCGGGUCAUAGAGGAAGUCAGUGGGCGAUCUGAUAAGAGUGAUGUGGACACGGAGAGUUCGGUUGGCGCAAGUUCUGGAGAGGGCUCUGGAAGUUCAUCAGAACCUGCAAAGGAAAUAUUGCCGACUCCAUCUUCCACUUCAGCAGAUGUAGCAUCUGUUCCCGGUCCUGGCGCAACUGCGUCAUCAUCAUCAUCAUUACCACCGUCACCAUCACCAUUAUCUUCCGCCCACUUGCAUCGACGAUUCCCCAUCCGUACGUUACCGUCCUUUGAUUCGCCCCCUGCACCGCCUUCCCCGCUACGAAAGCUACGAAGAGUCUACACACUGGCGCUCGAUACGGAAGAAACCAGUGUUGUUAAGCGACGCGAUGCGUGGUUUGUCGAUGAAGGGCUGGAUAUAUUGAGUCUGUGGGAGAAUGCGGUGCGAGGUCUCGCAGGGAGGGGAUGGGUGUUUUGAACACUUGAUUGAUUAACCUGUGAAGAUGAUACCAAAUUCAAUUGGGGUGACGGCUGGGCUUGGGUUUAUUUAGAUGUGUGAGAUUCCCCUUUCUGUUUCUCUGUGUCGCAUUUUUGUGGAUAUCCCUGGAAAGGACUGUAUAAUAGUGUAAAAACUGGACGUUGUCUCUCUGCCCGUGGAAGGCGCAAAAUGGAUCUCUCAAGUGCAGAGUAUGUUAUCCAAA
Molecule: messenger RNA, 3296 nt
Organism: Spizellomyces punctatus DAOM BR117
Lineage: Eukaryota; Fungi; Chytridiomycota; Chytridiomycetes; Spizellomycetales; Spizellomycetaceae
Exons: 5
Coding region: 584-3073 (829 amino acids)
Biological process (GO): SCF-dependent proteasomal ubiquitin-dependent protein catabolic process
Cellular component (GO): SCF ubiquitin ligase complex
Molecular function (GO): protein binding
Source: RefSeq, a predicted model, not a curated record